Messenger RNA from Striga hermonthica, 861 nucleotides. The record is from the annotation of a GenBank genome assembly. Lineage: Eukaryota; Viridiplantae; Streptophyta; Magnoliopsida; Lamiales; Orobanchaceae.
AUGGGUGAGAUUCCGGGCUAUCUCUUGGGUUUUCCCCACUCAUCGUUUUCCAACAAUCCCAACUUAUGCGGGCUCCCACUGCAGAAAUGUAACUUGGCUCUGUCUCGGCCCGGUGGAGCCAUGGCCUCUUCUGUUAGCCCGAAAACAACCAUUGCGUCAUCCCCCACAGCUAUGUCGGCCCAGAUGAACCCGCCCAGAAAGGCCCGAAAUGCUCACGGGAGCAAAAUCAACUGGUUCGUCAUAAUAGUCAUAAUAGUUGGAGAUGAUUUGGUUUUGGGAGGUCCUAGGCGAACCCCACUGGACUGGACCACACGACUGAAAAUAGCAUCAGGUGCAGCCCACGGCCUAUCUUUCAUCCACUCCUCGUGCAAGCCCCUCCACGGCAACAUAAAGUCAACAAAUGUCCUAAUCGACAAGGACGGUAACUCAAGAUUAUCAGACUACAGCCUCUCCAUCUUCUCCACACUUCCCUCGGCCUCUAAAUCCGAUGGCUACUGUGCUCUUGAGGCCUCGUUGGACAACCGGAAACUGAGCCCACAGUCGGAUGUGUCCUCGUUCGGGGUCCUCCUGCUGGAACUCCUGACUGGGAAGUGUCCCAGCCUGAAUGACCAUAAUGCCCCCGGGGUGCUCGACCUGCCGAGGUGGGUCCAGUCGGUGGUGAGGGAGGAGUGGACUGCUAAGGUGUUCGACUUGGAGCAGAUGAGGUACCGGGAAAUUGAGGAGGAGAUGGUGGGCCUGUUGCAGGUCGAGAUGGCGUGUGCGCAGGCCCUACCCGACCUUCGCCCCAAGAUGGGCCGAGUCGUCACGAUGAUUGACGAGCUGAGGGGGGUGCCGUCCGAUGAAAUCUCAACGAGUGAAUGA